AUGUCACAACCUCGCCGACCCACUGAAGAGGCACUCGACGACUCGGACGGCUACGAACUUCAAAUUGCUCUCGAUCAGCUUUCUGCUGGCUCAACUGAGGCCCUAAAGCUUUAUCUUGCCCGUAAAAACGGCCUUGACCCUACCACAGUAUCGCUGCGAACAACGCCAUGGGAGGCAAAGAUUGAUGGGGCUACUAAUCUGUCUUACGCCGGCAAGCUAGACAAUACGCGAGCGCCAGAUGAUGAGAACGGUCCCAUGAUCGAUGAAGCUUGGGAACCUCCGCACGUUGUCCUUGAGGACACAGAAAUACCUUUUAACUAUGUGCCUCUGGACCCGGAACUUCGGCAAUUUCGCUUACUGAAACUUGCGCCUCCAGAUGAGCAUGGCAUCAUCCGCCAUCUUCAAUUGGAGACGUUCAGCCUUGACGAUGCACCGUCCUACUUUUGUCUUUCGUAUGUAUGGGGAGAUCCGGAACGCUUCCUUGAAGUCAACUGCAAUGGGCAGAUGAUUUUGGUAACACAAAACCUUUUCCACGCCGUGCAAACGUGCUUCAAUAGGCAUCCCAAAUCUUGGCUGUGGGCAGAUGGGGUUUGCGUCAACCAAGAGGACAUUGCCGAGCGCAGCCAACAGGUUCUGCUUAUGGGUAAUAUUUACCAAGAAGCCGCAAUGAUACUUGCACACCCUGGGCAUUAUUCAUACGGGCGUACGGAGUCAGAGGAGCAAGAUAUCGCGAUGACGGUGCUCAAAGACCGUUUGGAGGGCCUCGGUAUGCAAGACAUGAUGAGCUUUGGGGAUGAGAUCCCUGUUGAAGGAAACGUUCCCACCAAUGCUGAAAACCCUUCUGAUUUAGCUAACUUCACUCUCGGACCUGUGGACGACGCCUACGACCCCAAAAACGUCCAGGGAGCCAUCAGCAUCAUGACGUACCUGACGCGAAUUUGGGAUGAUCAGCGGCGGGAUAAGGUUAUGUCUGACUUGCAAUGGAAGGAAACCAGCCUUCCCGAUCCGCAUACUGAGAGCGGACGUGAGGUGUGGGAAAACUUGGUACGAUUUUGGACCACAGAUUGGUAUUUCCGCACCUGGGUGCUGCAAGAAGUGAUCCUCGGAACCAAGGUCGUGGUACUUUACGGUUCAACUGCAAUCAGCUUGGACGCAAUCACGGAAUUCUGGGACCUUGCGAAACAUCGUGGCCUUCCGCGACCGCUUCGGAUUGGCCCAUAUGCGGACAUCUUUAACACGAUCUUGCAUCUGAGUCCUGUUGGUUCUUUCAAGCUCCUUCGGGAUCGGCAAAAGGCAUUGGCCCGAACAGCAAGGAACUUUCAAAAAGAUGACGUUAUGACCUCUGACGCCAAGGGCCAUGAUGGAGACAACAUAACUGAAAAUCUUGGGAAAGACAGCGACGAUGGAAGCCUCGGCGGUGCAGCACUGCAAUCGUCCAGUCUUCUCGAGUUACUAUGUUUAACUAGAAACAAUCUUGCCACAGACCCGCGAGACAAGAUCUAUGGGCUUCUCGGUCUCACCGACGACGCUGUUUCUCGAACAAUCAUUCCCGACUACAGCAGGCACAACACCCCCGCCAAAGUUUUUGCCGAAGUUGCUGCUCAGAUAGUGGAGUUUGGUCAUGCUACUGACCUGUUGCACCACGCAGGCAUAGACCAAGACGUCCAGGGUCUCCCCUCGUGGGCACCCGACUGGACGAUGCAGUCUCGCUCCCGGCUACCGGUGCACUUGUAUAACUGUUUGCCUAGCACGAACCCCACAAUUUCCAUCCUGAAAUCGGACGGGAAGCCCAAAUUGGCAUUACGAGGAGCCAUUCUGGCCCAAAUCAACGCACCUGGACCAGCUUGGAGAUACUACUCACACGACAGCUCGUUGAUGCCCUUCAACAACUUCGAAAAUGCACCGGAAACAGAGAUUCCACCUUUCAACGACGAGGAUGCCAGGAAUUUCAUUUUCGCAUUUUUGUCAUGUGCUGCCGAAGGGGAUUUGGAGAGGCGUUACAGUGCAGAGGGUCUCAACAAUGCGCUGGUCCGAACUUUGGCUGUAGACUGUUCCUGGCAAAAUGAAAGGCUCGGAAAACGGGGUAAUUCAACAAACGCAGACAGGGUACAACAAUCUAGCCCUACUGUUGAGGGGAGCAAGGAAUCAGCUACGUCUGCGUCACCGUCAGAUGAGUUCUUUGCUGGUGUAGACGCCUUUCGACGUUUCUACGCUCGCGGCCCGGAAUCGGAAGAAGACUUCGAAAAGCCGGGAGUCCGUGUUCACCAGACGGGCAUCUUCCAGUGGCUUCUUGACUUCGAUGAAGAGACUGAAGCUGACUUGCAAAAGCGUAUGGUACCUUUCACGGCACCAUUUCAAGAAGCCCAGCGUGGACGAAGAUGGGCUGCCAUGGGUACUAGAGGCCCCAAAACAAAGGACGACUUGGCCCAGGACGCUGAGAAAAAGAAGGAAACCCCUUCGAGAAGAUUCUAUAGCACGAAGGUUCUGAAAGACUAUUACAUGGGCACUGUACCAUGGGAUGCAGAGACAGAAGACUAUGUGGUUUUGUUCGAGGGGUUUAGGACGCCAUUCGUUUUGCGCCAGUCCAAAGAGGAGACCGCGAAUGACGGAGGAGCAGUAUUUAAGCUGGUCGGAGAUUGCUACAUUCACAAUGCUAUGGACGGCCAAUUGAUGGCGUGGGCAGACGACUUAGAGGGAAACCUGGAUCCUGGUCAGGUGGGAGUCAAUGAUGAAGGAAGGAAGUACGUUGUACAACACCCAGAAGGAUACGCCUUGUUCGAGGACUUCAUAAUUGCUUGA
Colletotrichum spaethianum is the source of this 2799-nucleotide messenger RNA. RefSeq names its product heterokaryon incompatibility protein 6, OR allele. The transcript has a single exon. NCBI's taxonomy places the organism in Eukaryota, Fungi, Ascomycota, Sordariomycetes, Glomerellales, Glomerellaceae. Bases 1 to 2799 code for a protein of 932 amino acids. The record is from RefSeq and is a predicted model, not a curated record.